UCCCCAGCUUUUGGAUUGUUUCAUUUUGAGUUUAUAUGUAGUUGUUAAAAUAAUUGCAACCCAAACCUUCUAAACCACCGAGAGGUUCUUGACGUGGUCAUAGAUCAGUGAGGCGGCUUGUGGGCAUCUUUCUCCUUUUUCCAGAAAACCCCAUAAACCUCGUCUCACUUUCUCGAGAAUUUUGAUUUCCACGAGAAAUUUCUCGAGGGAAAAUUUCAAUAUUUCCGGCAAAAGUUCAGAAAAAUGGCGGCUAGAUUGUUGUUCCGUCGAAGUUCUCAGAUUCUCCGGUCUAUCCAAAAACAUCCUCAAAUCUCAUCAUCCUUCGAGUCACCAUCCCCGAUUUUUUAUUCAUUGACCACCGCCUCACUAGAUCCAUCGCGAUUAUCAUCCUUAACCUUCCUCCGAUCGCUCUCAGUCGCUCGUCGUGGUCCAACGCGUCCUAAGAAGAUAGACAUAGGAGCCAAAGCGCGUCAGAUGCAGAAUCGUCGGCUUUGGACCUACGCGUUAACCUUCAGCUGCAUCGCCGGAUUCGUAGUCAUCGUCCUUAACCAAUUCCAGGAUCAGCUCGUCUUCUACCUAACGCCUUCUGACGCUAUGGAGAAAUUCGCAGAGAAUCCAACAAGCAAGUUCAGACUCGGCGGUUUGGUUCUAGAGGGCAGCGUUGCCCAGCCUGCGGCGUCUCAGGAGAUGGAGUUUGUGAUCACCGAUCUGAUUACUGAUAUUUUGGUUAGGUACAAAGGAUCUUUGCCGGAUCUGUUUAGGGAAGGUCACUCAGUUGUGGUUGAAGGAUUCAUUAAGCCGUAUACGGAUGAAGUGAGAAAGGAGGUUUCUACAAAACCUGUUUCACAGAAAGCUAGGAAUCUCGAUUGCUUCUUUUCGGCGACUGAAGUUUUGGCUAAGCACGACGAGAAGUAUAUGCCACAGGAGGUUGCGGCCGCGAUUGAGAAGAAUAAGAAGAUUAUUGAAGCGGCGGCCACGACCACAACUGAACAAGCAGCUGAAGUGGCUUCUUAGAUUGUUUCCGGCAAAGAGUAGGAAGAUUUGGAAUGUGUUAUUCCUGGAGAACAGAGAUUUGAUUUUGAGUCUAUUUGAGAAUUAGGAGGAGAAAUGUGAUACAGUAUACAAUAGCUUUGUAUGAUCCUGCAAAGCUCUAAUCUAUUUUCUUGUUAUAUUGAUGAAUAAGAAUUUGCUGUUUGGUUCCUUA
Molecule: messenger RNA, 1204 nt
Organism: Capsella rubella
Lineage: Eukaryota; Viridiplantae; Streptophyta; Magnoliopsida; Brassicales; Brassicaceae
Product: cytochrome c-type biogenesis protein CcmE
Biological process (GO): cytochrome complex assembly; protein-heme linkage
Cellular component (GO): plasma membrane
Molecular function (GO): heme binding
Source: RefSeq, a predicted model, not a curated record